This is a messenger RNA of Carassius auratus (goldfish), 2965 nucleotides long. Its product is annotated as otoancorin. The transcript is spliced from 21 exons. Lineage: Eukaryota; Metazoa; Chordata; Actinopteri; Cypriniformes; Cyprinidae. The record is from RefSeq and is a predicted model, not a curated record. Gene Ontology annotation, cellular component: cell surface. Bases 1 to 2829 code for a protein of 942 amino acids. Gene Ontology annotation, biological process: cell-matrix adhesion.
AUGAAUCCGAUGAAUGUUCCAAGAGCUGAAAGGACUCAACAUUCAACGAAUGAUGCAGUCCCUAAAUGCCCUCCCAGAAUGCUCUGGCUGAAGGCUAACGUGUUGACAAUGAUGGGGCCUUACCUAUCACGGCUGUCUUUAGAGGAAGCAAAGACCAUCCCUAAAGAAGAGCUAUGUGAGUUUUUCAGGACUCCAGAUUUUUCUCCGUCAUUUCAAAAUGUUAGUGGAAUGCAGCCCGCUCUUGGCCGAACACUUUUUCAACGCUUGAAACAAGAGUGUUCCAGCAGUGACAAUUUCACUCACUAUAUGGACAGGUUGGGCUCCCUGGCGUGUUUCUUUGAUGGUGCGCCGUCACUAAAUCUGAAUCUUAGUAGAAAACUGCUGUCUCAGAUUGAUACCUGUAACAACCCUGAAAUAGACACGGUGAAAAGACAACUAGUACAGAAAAUUCUGGAGAAAGAUGACCAUUCCUCCUCUCCUGAGAUUCUGCUGUCUCUGGGAUCCGGCGUUUCUGUCCUUCCUCUUUCCAGGCUGUCCCGCUUCACCUCUGAGGACCUGAACAACACCCUCACCAGCUUGAGUCAGGCCAAGUGGAGCCCAGCUCAAGCUAAGACUCUGGCUAAGAAACUGUUGGAAGCUGCUAAGAAUAUAAGUGGUGAGAAGUUGUUGUCUCUGGGUACGAUGGUGAGAGGGGUGGCCAGUUCCCUCCUCAAGAAUGUGAAGGCAGAAGGGCUGCUGGGAAAUGAAGCCCUGAAAACUAUGAGUGAGAAGAUGUCCUCCCUACAAAGAACAGCAAUACUAGAAGCGUUCCGUCGUGAUGUAAAUGCAUCUGAACUGGUGAAGGGGUUGCCAGAUUCUCUCCUCUCUUCUCUGUCUCUGUCCAUUCUGGAGAAGGCAGACCUCAGCUCUGUGGAUCAGCUGCAGGGACGCGGCUGGACUCGUGCUCAAUCAGCAUUCCUUCUGAAGAAGAUUUUGGGUAAUAGCAUCAACCUUGGAGAAUUACGGAAGCUGGGUCAGGCUGUACAGGGUGUCACUUGUGAAAUGAUUGAAAAAAUCAAUCAAACUGAUGUUUUGGAAAUGGCACAGAUACUUAACGAAUCCUUCGCAUGGCUCUCCAGGGUUCAGAUUCGCUGUACAGCUCAAAAAAUCUUUGCAAGUCUGGAGGAACAGAGACCAGGAUAUUUCACGAACAUUAACACCUCUGAGCUUCAGGCUAUCCCAUCGAUACUACUUAUCCAUCUACCAGUGGAGCAGAUUCAAAACCUGUCAGAUGCUGUGUGUCCUGCUUUCAUGGAAAAGAUGAAGCAAGUCAACCUGUCAUCUCUGCCGAACAGCUCUCCAGCACGCUACACACUUACUAAAAGAGCCAUCGGCUGCCUGAAGGGGAACGUGUCUGAUCUGUCUGCGGCAGAGGUUUUGACUCUAGGCCCUCUGGUGUGUGAGUUAGACCCAGCUUGGAUUUCCUCUCUGAACCCUGCAGCUCUGAACUCCACGCUGAAGGCUCUCGUAUCCUGUCAGUAUAUCCAGCAACAGCACAGAGAGCAUCUGUUCAGACUGCUUACAACCACCUACGGGGACCCUGCUUACUGGUCAGAGGAAGACAUGAGGGUGCUUGGGCCACUUUUGUUACUUAAUGACACUGUUAUUGAAAAGCUGCCGGCCAAAAGCUGGAUGAAGUCAUAUCUGUCAGACCUGAUGGACAGUUUGCCCAGUCAGCCUUUGGUUCCUCUUCCCAAGGAGUUCAGCUCUUGGUUUGAUCUCUCUGCACUUCAGCGCAAGCUUUUUGAGCUCAGAACGAGUAGCACACUACUGAACCGCAGGAAGCGUGAAUUGGUGUCCACCGUAACAGAGCCCACGCUCACUUAUAUUGAGGACCUCAAACAGUGCAAUGUAUACUGGACUCCCACCCAGCUCAGUAAAAUGACUGUGCAGACUUUCAAAGAUGCUGUGCCAACAUUAGGACAGAUAACCAAUUACAGCACAGAACAACUGGCUGCACUCAGAGCAAAAACUCUGGAGGCAUGGCAGAGUGUUUCCAUGUUGAAUGAGUCCCAGAUGUCUAAUCUGGGCUGCAUCUGCCAGAGCUUCAGUGCUGAUGAGCUGGCCAAGCUCAGCAUUGCUUCACUGGACACACUGGAGACACUGACUGCUUGCAACUUUACACAGACACAGAGGACAGCCGACUGGAAGGCCUUUGAAAGGGUGGCUGGCAUCAGUGUGGCUGGACUAGGACAUCUGGAAAUUGUGGGACUGGGACAGUUCGUCUGUGGUCUACAACCUGGCCAGAUUGAUCAGCUCAAUUCCUCCAGCUUCAGGGAGGCAGUAGAGGCGCUCGGUCGUGCUCCUUGUCCUCUGAACUUUAGAGAGCUUCUGAAGGAAAAAGCAGUGGCUGCGUUUGGGAAACCAAAAACCUGGACUGAAGCUCAAGUCAGCAUUCUGGGCAACAUCAUUGCUGGUUUAAGUGCUGCUGAGCUGGGAAGUCUAAAUCCAACCGUCCUGCCAUUCAUUCAGCCGUCCGCCAUCCCUCUCAUACCUUCAGAACGCUUAGCUGCAUUGUCGGUCAGCCAGUUGAAGGCUUUGGGUCCUGACAAUGCUGCUGCGGUAACAGAGGCUCAGCGUGCAGGCCUCAGGGUCGAUCAAAGGGCCGCACUGGAUGAAGCCAUGGAACUGAAAACUGCAGGCACUGGAUGCUCCACUGGAAUCUCCAAUCCAGGCUCUGGUGGAUCAGUCCCACUGCCACUAAAAGGAGGUGCAGCAGUAGAGAGCAAGGCAGGAUGGGUCCUCCUCAUGCAGGCCAUUGCACUGCUGAUGUUUGGAUACAUUCUCUAAGGAGCAGAAGGUCAAAGGCCACAGGAUGCCAUGUGUCAGAGAGAAGAUUCAGCUACUGCUGUGUGAUCAACCAGCAAACCAGUAGAUUUCAGAAAUGUUAUAAUUGCUUUAUUUCAAAACUAGGUUUUAAAAUGCU